AUGGCUGACCAGGCGAGCAACCACGACGAAGGCUUUAGUGUUCCUCCCGCGCCUACCAUCGCCCCAGAGUUUGCGCAUGAGUGGCUUGAUCUAGAGCACAGAGAGUCCGUCUCAGCCGUCCAUACGGUUCUCCUAGCUCGCCAACACUACAUCGCUGCGCAAAACCAUCACAUCAUGUUGCAGCUCGAGAACUUGCACCUCGCCAAUUCUCGAACCCAGAGCCGCCGUAGCAGCAUGUCAUCCGCUGCGGCAAGCACUGAAGGCGGCGACGAUGCCAGAAUCGCUCCUAUCCCCGGAGCCCGAGUCCAAGAGGCGUUCGAUGAGCUCAGAACCGGAGAGCUUCAGGGAUCCUCAAGGCCCUCCACGAUCCAUUUGUCACGGUCCACAACAAGAAGUUACGCUCGAACCUUCAUUGAACACGUCACCCAGGCGAUCAAGGAGAAACAGGCCAACCCUGAGGGCCAAGAGGCGUGA
Molecule: messenger RNA, 474 nt
Organism: Fusarium vanettenii 77-13-4
Lineage: Eukaryota; Fungi; Ascomycota; Sordariomycetes; Hypocreales; Nectriaceae
Exons: 4
Coding region: 1-474 (157 amino acids)
Source: RefSeq, a predicted model, not a curated record